AUGGGCUCGGCACAAGACAUAAGCGACUUCAACGCCCAUUCCACCGGUUGGGGCUACAAGGACACAAACAUAUCUGGAAAGGAAAUUGAAGACAUGUUAAACAGCAACCCUCUGGAACUUAUUUGCAGCAAUGAGGAUAAGGCUACAUAUUUGCACUACAAUGGAACCAGAACAACUCCUGACUUACUCUUGGCUUCAAGUGACAUCAGUGAGCAUACACGCCGCAAAAUAAUUGACGAUCCUGGUUCUGGUCACAAACCAGUCAUUGCUAGUAUUACCAUCGGCAGCAAAAGCAAGACAAGGAAAGUGCCAACUAAGCUAUCAUGGAACUUUAAGAGGGCUGACUGGACUAGAUUCACAAACCUUUUGGAGAAUGAACUUCACACAAGCAAGAUUCACUAA
Molecule: messenger RNA, 402 nt
Organism: Rodentolepis nana
Lineage: Eukaryota; Metazoa; Platyhelminthes; Cestoda; Cyclophyllidea; Hymenolepididae
Source: the annotation of a GenBank genome assembly